Molecule: messenger RNA, 4525 nt
Organism: Loxodonta africana (African savanna elephant)
Lineage: Eukaryota; Metazoa; Chordata; Mammalia; Proboscidea; Elephantidae
Gene: HOMER2
Product: homer scaffold protein 2
Exons: 9
Coding region: 168-1232 (354 amino acids)
Biological process (GO): G protein-coupled glutamate receptor signaling pathway; regulation of store-operated calcium entry
Cellular component (GO): plasma membrane; cytoplasm; postsynaptic density
Molecular function (GO): G protein-coupled glutamate receptor binding
Source: RefSeq, a predicted model, not a curated record
GGCGGUGGCGGCAGCGACGGCCGCGCAGCCCCGCGGAAUGGAGCGGCGCCGGGGCUGAGCCAGGCGCGCACGGGCCGCCGCAUGUGCCGUGCGGGGAGCGGCUGCCGAGCGGGCGGAAAGCGAGCGCGAGAGGCCCCGUCGGAGCGGCCACCGGAGCAGCGCCGGAGAUGGGAGAACAGCCUAUCUUCACCACCCGAGCGCACGUCUUCCAGAUUGACCCCAGCACCAAGAAGAACUGGGUGCCUGCAAGCAAGCAGGCGGUCACUGUAUCCUACUUCUACGAUGUCACGAGGAACAGCUAUCGGAUCAUCAGUGUGGAUGGAGCCAAGGUGAUCAUAAACAGCACAAUCACUCCGAAUAUGACUUUCACCAAAACGUCACAGAAGUUUGGGCAGUGGGCAGACAGCAGAGCCAACACCGUGUUUGGUUUGGGAUUUUCCUCCGAGCAGCAGCUGACAAAGUUUGCAGAGAAGUUCCUGGAAGUGAAAGAAGCUGCAAGACUAGCCAGAGACAGGUCCCAGGAGAAAAUUGAGACCUCUAGUAAUCAUUCCCAAGAAUCUGGGUGUGAAACACCAUCUUCUACUCAGGCCUCCAGUGUCAAUGGGACGGAUGAUGAAAAGGCCUCCCACGCGGGCCCUGCUGACACACAGCUGAAAUCUGAGAAUGACAAGCUGAAGAUCGCCUUGACACAGAGCGCUGCCAACGUGAAGAAAUGGGAGAUUGAGCUGCAGACCCUGCGGGAGAGCAAUGCCCGGCUGACCACGGCGCUGCAGGAGUCAGCGGCCAGCGUGGAGCAGUGGAAGAAGCAGUUCUCUAUCUGCCGUGACGAGAACGACCGGCUCCGCCACAAGAUCGACGAGCUGGAAGAGCAGUGCAGUGAGAUAAACAGAGAGAAGGAGAAAAAUACCCAGCUGAAGCAUAGGAUUGAGGAGCUGGAGUCAGAACUACGGGAGAAGGAGACGGAGUUGAAAGAUCUCCGAAAACAAAGUGAAAUCAUACCUCAGCUCAUGUCAGAGUGUGAAUAUGUCUCCGAGAAAUUAGAGGCAGCAGAGAGGGACAAUCAGAACCUGGAAGACAAAGUGCGGUCUCUAAAGACGGACAUUGAGGAGAGUAAAUACCGACAGCGCCACCUAAAGGUAGAGUUGAAGAACUUCCUGGAGGUGCUGGACGGGAAGAUCGAUGAUCUCCAUGACUUCCGCAGAGGCCUCUCCAAGCUGGGCACGGACAACUAGGACUGGUCAUAGGCCUCGGCUGCGCGUUAGCCCCACGUGUGUGAGACAAAGUAGGACUAGGACGUUCUUCUGUUUGCAUUGCUUCUGUAAAUGCAGGCACAGUUUGUCGUGUUUCCAAACCAGUUGUGCCGUCCACUCAACUCCUCAGAUUAGAAAUCUCCUCUCGCUUCUCUGGCCUUGUGAGGUUGUGGACAACUGGAAGAUUCUGACUCAGGAAUCUAGAACUAGGUCUACCUUAAACGUUUAUGUAGUCAGGGCAGGGACAUUUAUAUCUUUUUUAAGGGCUGUUGCAACCAUAUGAACUGGAAAAAAAAAAAGUGUUUUCUAAUCCAAAUAUGAAUAUUCUCUACACCAGGCUGUUUUGCUCCUUUUAUUGACUGGCGUUCAGACUACUUGAAUGUCCACUAGGCCCCAGUCCAUGGGGGCAUGAAAGUAACAGUUCCUUCUUAGUAAAUAUUGAUGUGCUUUAAAGGAACCACAGAGGAGAGGCUUGUCCAGAGAAAGGAAGAAAGCAAGUUUCUGGUGGGUGCAUUUUCUGGCACGGGACUUGCCUGCACCCAUCAGUACCCCUCCCACCCAGUUUGUACGGUUGCGACUAUGUUCCUUUUAGUGGUUUUCGUUUCUGAGCAGAUGGCUGUGCUGUGGGAACAGCAUGCAGGGAGGGUGCCUAGCACAGUGUCUGACACAAGUAGGUGCUUAAUAAAUAUUUGUUCAAUAAAACAUAUAAACAGAAUUUAGUGUGUUAAUCAAACCCCACAGCAGAGUUCAUCCCUGUGAAUGGUACGCCAUCUUUGUUGUGCUGGGUAGUUACAGGCAUAAAUGCAACUAACUGUAUGGCCAAACCCAAGGAAUGCCUCAGCGGCCAUGGAGCAGGAAGGGUGGCAGUGGAGGAUGCAGGAGCUGAUGCUAAGCCCCUGGGGGUCUCUGAUGUUGGGACCACCCUUCUCCUAUGGCCUAGGGGUUCCAGGACCCCUGGCUGUCUGUGGUGUAGGGGCUGCCUGGGUCUUGGGAUCUAGGGUGGGAUUCUACGUUGAGUUUGCACAGUUGAAGCCUGUGAAAUCCCACAGGCCCAUGAGGGAGAGAGAGUCAGGUCAACUGGCUGAGCCUUUGCCUUAGGACAGAAGAGUACUGCUCAGGUCUGUCUCCACCCUUCCCAGUGCCUGCUGAAGACGGUACUGGAGCCAUAACCCUCUCUCCCCCUUACAGAGUAUCUGAGGGCACUGUUGGCAUCCUCUUUUGGGAGAGACUGGCCCAUGCACGGCAGGAAAUUUCACAUCCCUGGCCCCACACGUAUCUAAAUGCCUUCUGGUGGCUUUGGCGCUCCCUUCCCCCUUUGAGAACCACUUAAAAGAACUUUCUCCUCUAGAUAAUGUUCUCCAACAGUUAGAAUUUCUCCUACUGAAUUUGGAUUAGUGGGUGCACAGCCUGAGAAGGGGGAUAGGGAUAUACCCAGAUGUGACCUGGGCCCCAAGGUGAACCUUCAGUCUUCGGUUCUCCUUCAUCUAGUUGAGACCUUCUCUCUGAGCAAGGAGGUCUUGUUUGGGAUGGGAAAGGAGGGAAGGCUUUUGAUCUAGAGCACCAAGGCACAUUAGGGGAGACCCCAUCGGUGGCAUGGGGCCACAUGGGGGCUUUAGUUGAGUUCACUGGACUCUUGGGGAGUGCAGAAAAGGGAGAGCGGAGGGAGAAGAGCAGACAGGAAAUGGACAGUGUGGUCAGCCCUCUUGGUGACUGGGGUAAGAUGGAGCUGGCCCUGCCCUUUCCCCAGAGUUUCAGUUAGCUCUUAUGACAGUUGACAAUGGUAACAGCUCCCUACUGUCCACGUCAGGACCCUGGAGAGCUGAGCUGGAAGUGAGUCAGCCACCACCGCUGUCUGUUAGGUGACUGACUGGCACAUCUUCAGGUAACACAUUCGUAGGAGAGGAGGGUCCUUUGCUAAAGCCUUUUGUGCAUUCCAGUAGCAGUGACUUAGGGAAGAAAACAUGGGAAGUGGUGGAGCCAUUGCCAUGGCUGGCUACUGUGUCCCUCUGUGGUUGAGACCCAUGGUCUGGCCUCAUCAUCAUUGAAGAGUUUGACAAGCACCUUGCGGAUAGUAGGUGAAGAACAGAGAUAGAUUCUCCUUACUAUGAGGGCUCACCUAGCUCUAAAGCUAUUGCAAUCUAAGAGUGAAAAGCAGUAGGGACACCUUUAAAGGGGAAGGUAAGUUGGGUUUGAAAUCCCUGAGUGGUGCAAACAGUUUAGACGCUGGCUGCUAACUGAAAGGUUGGAGGUUUGUGUUCACCCAGAGGCGUCUUGGAAGAAAGACCUAGUGAUCUACUUCUGAAAAAUCAGCCAUUGAAAACCCUGUGGAGGACAGUUCUACUCUGACACACAUGGGGUCACCAUCAGUCAGAAUCACCUUGAUGGCAGCUGGCUUUUAAGUUAGGUUCAUCAGUGACAGCACAACUUUCAGAAAGCGCUGGACUUUCCAUUCUUUCUACUUUAAAGACCUUGAUGUUUCUUCAUCUACUUUAAAAAAAGAAAAAAAUUAGCGGCCUGGGAACAACCUGGUGGAGGCUUGCGGACAGUCAGUUAAGAGAUUGGCUGUGUCUGGUAGCCUCUGGUGCUGUGAAGAUUCAGUACAAAGAAAUUGACCCUUGAAUUCAUCCUGGUGUUCACCUGAGCCAGUUUAGCAUGCCCCCUUCAUUGUCAAGUCCAGCCACGGUCUCAGCAGUGAUGUCCUCUGCUCAUCGUUGUCUUAGGCCAAAUGCACUCGUGAACAUCAAACCAUGCUGAGCUGUCCAGGAGACUUAGAGCUAGGAUGUUGCAUUUUUGGUUUCUGAGUGGUGUCUCCUGAUUCUGACAUCUCCUUCAAGACUAGUUGCUGCUUCCUUGAUCGUCUUGCUCUCUGCAGUUGUGAAAUCUGGGGCCUGAAAGAGGCAAAGCAAAACUUGGAACCCUUUAGCCAGGAUGAUCCUUAAAAAUAACUGUUUUCAUUCCAGUAAAGACCCACUGCAUACACUUAAAAGUUGAAAGUGGUGAGUGGAUAUGUAAAACCGCCAGAGUGACAGGUGAGGACAGCGUGGUCAGGCCUCGACGGCAAAGAACACCAGCGACCCUACAGACCUUGUGGGAUACAUCAUUUUCAUACUCUCCUACAGGCCAUAGCUUUCAACCUUAAUUUGCUGGGAGAAUUGAGUGGAUAGCAUAACCUCAUUUCUCAGACAGGAAGUGGAAACAGGAGAAGGGUAAGUGGCGUGCCCAGGGUCCCCCAGUUAGUCAGCAGCAACAUGAGCCCUGCAUCCAGGUCUCCCGAA